This is a messenger RNA of Morus notabilis, 1416 nucleotides long. Its product is annotated as putative clathrin assembly protein At2g25430. The transcript has a single exon. Gene Ontology annotation, molecular function: 1-phosphatidylinositol binding; clathrin heavy chain binding; SNARE binding. Bases 1 to 1416 code for a protein of 471 amino acids. Gene Ontology annotation, cellular component: clathrin-coated pit; clathrin-coated vesicle. Gene Ontology annotation, biological process: vesicle budding from membrane; clathrin coat assembly; clathrin-dependent endocytosis. The record is from RefSeq and is a predicted model, not a curated record. Lineage: Eukaryota; Viridiplantae; Streptophyta; Magnoliopsida; Rosales; Moraceae.
AUGCAGAGGAGGCUCCGGCAAGUAUGCACCGCAGUGAGAGAGCACAGCGCCGUCAACUACGCGAAAAUGGCGACGGCAGGAGGCUUCUGCAACGUGGACCUAAUAAUCGUCAAAGCCACGUCCCCAAACGACAUGCCGUUGCAGGAGAAGUACGUUCACGAGCUCCUCAAAAUCUUCUCCAUCUCCCAGACGUCGUUCCGAAGCUUCUCCCUCAGCUUCACCCGUCGUUUCGGCCGCACCAAGUCCUGGAGGGUCGCCCUCAAAUGCCUCCUCCUCCUCCACCGCCUCCUCCGCUCCCCAGAAAACGACCAUUUCCGGUCGGAGCUUCUCUGGUCCAGAAACAACGGACUCAUCUCUCUCUUCCCUUGUCGUUUCAAUGAUUGUUCAUCAGCCAGUUCCAAAGACUACACUCUCUUCAUCAGAUCAUAUGCUCAUCUUCUAGAUGAAGCUCUCAACUCUAGUACUUCUCUCUUAGAGAACAAACAAGAGAAAGAGGAAGAUGAUGAGAAAAGCUUAUCAGAGAAAACGAAGGAAGUGGGAAGACUUCUUGAGCUCUUGCCUCAGCUUCAGAGCUUGAUCGAUAGGGUUAUCGAGUGUCGUCCGGUGGGGUCCGCGGCAAAGAGUUUCGUCGUUAAAUCCGCCAUAAAGAGCAUAGUACGUGAUAGUUUUGCAUGUUACAACACAAUUAGGACGGAAAUUGUUAUCGUUUUGGAGCAACUUUUCCAAAUGCCGUACAGUAGUUGUGUUACGGCUUUUGGGGUGUACAAGACAGCGGCAGUGCAGGCAGAUAAGCUGUGUGAAUUCUAUGAUUGUUGUAAGGAAAUGGGGCUCUGUGGAUUUUAUGAGUACCCCAUUAUUGAGAGGAUUCCGUUUUUGCAGAUUCAAGCUUUGGAGAAGUUACUCAACGGAAUGUGGCAGUUCACGGAUUCGGAAUCAUCGCCGUCGUCAUUGUCUCCAAUGGGGUCGUCGGUGCGGUCUCAUUCGCCGGCUUUGGCCGAGGAUGAAGAAGAAAGUGGUAAGGUUGGUACAGAAGGAGUUACUAGUAAUUGUGAGAAAGUUUUGGAGAAGUUUUGUAUUGAGGAGGAGGAACCGUUAAUUCAGUUGGAUUAUGAGAGUGAUGAGAACGCAAGUUGGGAGACUUUAUUAGAGGCUUCGGUUAAUAUGGCGCCUGCUCAAAACAACAUUUUCUUCAAUAGUAAUGUUAAUGGUUUUGGAGAUGGAUUUAGUAGUAAUAAUCAUGUCAUCAAUGGAUAUGGAGAGCAAAGGGAUGGAAGGAAUAUGAUAGUGUACAAUCCUAAUAGUGUAAAUCCGUUUAAUCAGCAGGCUUUGAUCAUGCAAGGCUAUAAUCAUGGACCGUGGGCCUUCAACUUUACAUACUCAAGGGGACCUUAUAAUGUUUUUCCAAGCUCAAAGUAG